Molecule: messenger RNA, 2121 nt
Organism: Ochotona princeps (American pika)
Lineage: Eukaryota; Metazoa; Chordata; Mammalia; Lagomorpha; Ochotonidae
Product: zinc finger protein 260-like
Exons: 6
Coding region: 166-2121 (651 amino acids)
Biological process (GO): negative regulation of transcription by RNA polymerase II
Molecular function (GO): DNA-binding transcription repressor activity, RNA polymerase II-specific
Source: RefSeq, a predicted model, not a curated record
CUCUGUGGCAGCAGGUGGGAGGUUGUUGUGGGGCGCCGCCAUAGCCGCCUUGCUGGUUGUGCUGGUGGAGAGGCACAGGUGGCUGAGCCAGUGCUGCCCUGUGAGCUCCCUCCCCGCAGGAGCCUCUGCAGGACCCCCGACUCGUGUAGCCCUGCAGCCUGCUACAUGCUUCCCAGGCUGGAAAACACCAACACACCUUCAGGGUUGGUGUCAUUUGAAGAUGUGGCUGUGGACUUUACCCAGGAAGAAUGGCAGACAAUGGACAAUACUCAGAGGACCCUGUACAGGGAGGUGAUGCUUGAGACCUAUAACAAUCUGCUGUCCUUGGGAUACUCCAUGACAAAGCCUGAUUUGAUCUUCAAAUUGGAGCAAGAAUCAGCACCAUGGACAGUGGAGAAAUCUGUCAAGCUGAGACUUGUGGAUCCCCAUGGAAAGAAUGAGCUGCUUGGAGCUAAUCAGAAAGGUCAGGAAAUAAUCUUCAGGAAGCCUGAUGAAAUGUCAUUUGAAAAGAAGCAUGCCUCUAAUAUCCCUGAGAACAACUUCGAGAGUGAGGAAAGUCUCAGUCAGCUUGACAAGAUCCACAUUUGUCAGCAGUCCUUUGAACACAAUGUAAAUGAGAAAACUAGUAGUGGUAAGAUGAUAGUCCUUACGUGUGAACAAGUUUAUGCCAAAGACAUAUGUAAUCUGCAACCUGUCAGUGUGGAAGAAGCAAUUCAUGUUGGCUCCUAUAAAUUUUGCCUUGCCACCAAACAGAAAACUGACACAGAAGACAAUUUGUAUGUGUCCAGUGAAUGUAAAGAAAACAUGGAGCAGAAGUCAGAACGCAAUAGAGAUCAGAUCCUUCGAAGUGCAGAGAAUCCAUAUGAAUGCAAUGUGUGUGGAAAAGCUUUUCCUCAGAAGUCACACCUCAUUAGACAUCAGAGAAUCCACACAGGAGAAAAACCUUAUGAAUGUAGCGAGUGUGGAAAAGCUUUUCCUCAAAAGCCACACCUCAUUAGACAUGAGAGAAUCCACACUGGGAAAAAUCCUUAUAAAUGCAGUGAGUGUGGAAAAGCUUUUCCUCAAAAGUCAAGCUUAGUGAUACAUCAGAGGGUCCACACUAGGGAAAAACCUUAUGAAUGUAGCCAGUGUGGAAAAGCUUUUUCUCAUAAAUCAAGCGUUAUAGCACAUCAGAGAAUCCACACCGGGGCAAAACCUUAUGAAUGUAGUGAGUGUGGAAAAGCUUUUCCUCAAAAGCCACACCUCAUUAGACAUCAGAGAAUCCACACAGGAGAAAAACCUUAUGAAUGUAGUGAGUGUAGAAAAGCUUUUCCUCGGAAGUCACACCUCAUUAGACAUCAGAGAAUCCACACUGGGGAAAGACCUUAUGAAUGCAGUCAGUGUGGAAAAGCGUUUUGUCAGAAGUCAAGCAUUAGAACACAUCAGAGAACCCACACUGGGGAGAAACCUUAUGAAUGUGGCCAGUGUGGAAAAGCUUUUUCUCAGAAGUCUCAGCUAAUCAUACAUCAGAGAUCACACACAGGGGAGAAACCUUAUGAAUGUAGCCAGUGUGGAAAAGCUUUUUCUCAGAAGUCUCAGCUAAUCAUACAUCAGAGAUUACACACAGGGGAGAAACCUUAUGAAUGUAGUGUGUGCCUUAAAGCCUUUCCUCAUCAGUCAGGAUUCCUUCAGCAUCAGCGAAUCCACACUGGGAACGAACCUUAUGAAUGUAGAGAGUGUGGAAAAGCUUUUACUCAUAAGUCAAACCUCAUUACUCAUCAGAGAAUCCACACUGGGGAAAAACCUUAUGAGUGUAGUGAGUGUGGAAAAGCUUUUUCUACUAAAUCAAGCAUUAUAUCACAUCAGAGAAUCCACACUGGGGAAAAACCUUAUGAAUGUAGAGAGUGUGGAAAAGCUUUUACUCAGAAGUCAAACCUCAUUACACAUCAGAGAACCCACGGGGAAAAGCCUUAUGUAUGUAGUGAAUGUGGAAAUGCAUUUACCGAUCAGUCACGUUUUGUUAAACAUCACAAAAUCCACACUAGGGAAAAGCCUUAUCAAGGUACUGAGUUUGGAAAAGCUUUUUCUCCAAAGUCAAGCCUAAUGAUACAUCAGAGUCCACACAGGGGAGAAACCUUAUAA